Cannabis sativa is the source of this 2235-nucleotide messenger RNA. RefSeq lists its product as uncharacterized. The record is from RefSeq and is a predicted model, not a curated record. Bases 1 to 2235 code for a protein of 744 amino acids. The transcript is spliced from 3 exons. Lineage: Eukaryota; Viridiplantae; Streptophyta; Magnoliopsida; Rosales; Cannabaceae.
AUGGUUAAUGCUCAUCAGUCCGAGUUUAAAUUGUGUCCUCUAAGAACAGAGACAGAUGAACAGGUACCUCGGCUCACUUUUGGAUUUUGGAGAAUCAACACAGAUGCUGCUAUAAAUAAUACAUCAAAGAGGCAUUGCCUUGGAGUGGUGGCCCGAGAUGAUGGUGACAACAUAAAAGAUGGAGUGAUUCAAGGAGCCAAGCUCCCGGUCUGUAUUAUUGAAUCAGCUUGUAAGAUUGUGGUGGAUAACAUUAAUUUUUCUUAUUGUAAUAGUUCUAUUCUUAGUAAUAUUACAAGUUGUAUGAAGAAUUCAUUGUUGUUCGGUAUAAUUUAUGCUCUAAAAGAGUGUAACAACUUAGGUCAUCUUGAGGCUGCUGCUUCAAUUUUUGACUCUCUAGGUCCGGGAUUGGAUGACCCUGAGAUCUCUUUUCUUGCUCAAGAAUUCACUGCUGAGGAAGUUCGGAAAGCUGUUUUCCAACUCUCUGGGGAUAAAGCAGUAGGUCUAGAUGGCCUCAAUGCUUAUUUCUAUCAGAAAAACUGGCUUAAAAAAGUUCUAGAUAAGAUCAUCUCUCCUUAUCAAAGUGCUUUUGUGUCGGGUCGUGUUAUUCAGGACAAUAUCCUUAUUGCGAAUGAGUUAGUGCAUGCAGUUAAUAAUAGGACCAUGGGUAAACGGGGAUGGGCUGCUUUAAAGUUAGACAUGGCCAAAGCCUUUGACCGGGUUGAAUGGGACUUUUUGAGACAUCUUAUGUUUCAUUUUAACUUCCCUGUUCCUUUUGUCUCUCUCAUUUUUAAGUGCUUGACUACUGCUUCAAUUUCUUUUUCUAUAAAUGGUCAAGUUCAUGGAUCUCUUAAGCCUUCCCGGGGUCUGAGGCAGGGUGACCCUCUUUCACCCUACCUUUUUAUCCUUUGUUCUGAAGGUCUUUCGGCUGUGUUACAGGAUUUUCAGAAUAGAAAUCUUUUAAGUGGCAUUGCUAUUUCUCGACAAGCACCAUCGAUUACUCAUUUGUUGUUUAUUGAUGAUAGUUUUUUGUUUUGCACUGCUAAUCGACAAUCCUGUGAAAACCUACAUCAUGCUCUUUCUCUUUAUUCAAAAGCUUCUGGUCAGAUGGUGAAUUUUGCUAAAUCUUCUAUACUUUUCUCCCCUAAUACGAGUCAAGAGAUUAGGAAUCUUUUUUUCCAAACUUUUCAACUCGAGGAUAGGGAGUUUAUCACCAAAUACUUAGGGCUUCCUCAGUGUCUAUCCCGUGUAAAAUACCCUGCUUUCACUUUCCUCAAGGAUAAGGUUGCCAACAUUAUCCAUUCUUGGAAUCACAAAUGGUUCUCUCGGGCGGGAAAAGAAACCUUGAUUAAGGCUGUUCUUCAAGCUAUUCCCUCUUAUGCCAUGGCUUGUUAUCGAAGCCCUACAAAAAUUUGUAAAGAAAUUGAGUCUCUGAUUUCUAAAUUUUGGUGGGGUUCCUCGGCUGAGUCACCUAAAGUUCAUUGGAAGAAUUGGUCGAGUGUGUGUCAGUCUAAAUUUGUUGGGGGUCUGGGUUUUCGGUCUUUCACUCAUUUCAAUCAGGCCAUGCUGGCUAAGCAAGCAUGGAGAAUCUUGCAACACCCUCACUCAUUGUUAAGUAAAGUCCUUAAAGCUCGAUAUUUUCCUAAUUCUUCCAUUCUGGAGGCAGUUCCUGGCCAUAGACCUUCUUUUUCUUGGAGAAGCAUUCUGUGGGGAUGUGCUUUGCUUAAACAGGGCCUUAUUUGGAAGGUGGGUAAUGGUUUGGAUAUUCGUACUCUUGAAGAUCAUUGGCUCCCUGGCAGUCGGUUUAAAAACUUUUCAUCGUCUAGCCCUCCCUCACCAUUUCUUUCUUUUUUUAUUUCCCCUUCUGGAAGCUGGGAUAGAGGUACAUUAAACAAUUUUUUUGACAAUGCUUUGGUGGAGGAUAUUUUACAGGUUCCUAUAUCAGGCCAUAAUUGCAAUGAUACUAUGAUUUGGGGGCCAGAAGCAACUGGGAUUUUCACAGUCAAAUCUGCUUACCACCUAUCUCUUCAAUCUCGUGAUAUGCCUACCUCUUCCUCUUUUAUUUCAAGCAAAUCUUUCUGGUCCAAAAUCUGGAAUUCUGUUGUGCCUCCAAAAGUUAAACAUCUUAUUUGGCGUGCUAUCUCUCAUUCUCUUCCUGUCGCUUCCUCUCUUUUUUUUCAGGCACAUUAUUCCUACUCCUGUUUGCCCAGUGUGCCAGAUGCAAUCGGAGACUGUUGA